This is a messenger RNA of Mytilus californianus (California mussel), 985 nucleotides long. RefSeq names its product CXXC motif containing zinc binding protein-like. Bases 94 to 579 code for a protein of 161 amino acids. The transcript has 7 exons. NCBI's taxonomy places the organism in Eukaryota, Metazoa, Mollusca, Bivalvia, Mytilida, Mytilidae. Gene Ontology annotation, molecular function: zinc ion binding. The record is from RefSeq and is a predicted model, not a curated record.
CAUUAAAGAUUAUAUUAAAGAAAAAAGAGCAAAGUUCACGUAGAUUUGAAAAUGAAAGUAGAUUAUUCUAGAACAAAAUAAGAGAUCCCCAAAAUGGUGAAAAUUGGCCUCCAGUUUAAAGCAGAAUUGGAAAACAUAACAAACUUGAGGCCUGAAGGAGAAGAUUUCAGAUGGUAUGUAAGGCUGAAGUGUAUAAGUUGUGGUGAAGAAACUCACGAGUUCCAGUACUUGACAUUAACGGAAAAUUCUCCGUUGAAAGGAGGAAGAGGACAUGCGAGUUUGGUGAUAAAAUGUAAACUUUGUAGCCGAGAAAAUUCAAUAGAUAUUUUAAAAGAUACGAUAAAGUCAUACACUGCUGAUGAUUCUGGACAUCUUAAGACAAUGGUUGUGUUUGACUGCCGAGGAGUAGAACCCAUAGAAUUUUCACCAAGGGUUGGAUUUGUUGCUGAAGGUGCAGAAAGUGGAGCCAAAUUUCCUGAAGUAGAAUUAACAGAAGGGGAAUGGUGUGAUUACGAUGAGAAGGCCUCUGUUCCUGUUGGAGUUAGUGAACUUGGACAUAAAUUUAUCACAGUCAAAUGAAUUUGACACGGUGAACAAUAGGGAAUUUUGCUGAUUAUGGUGUAUUUCUAAGGGGUAAAUGUAAGGUGGCAUUAUGUACACAAGUAUUGUUAUUUUGGUUAUCUAGUACAUGAUCAAGAUUGUAACAUUGGGUAAUCAUUUAGUAACCCUUGAUGAAUAAAAAGUUACGGUAUGCCUUUUCUAUGUUGAUGGCAUGUAAAAAAAACCUGGCAUAAACUUAGUGAUGCAUGGUUGCUUUAUUGUUAAAGGAUGAAAAAUUGUAUCUUUGAAAAAAUUUUAAAUAGACAUUUUAAUCAGUUUAUUACAUUUUUCAAGAAAACUGUCAAAGAAGAAAAUACCAUAUAGCUCAUACAAUACAAUGUACAAUGUUAUCUCUUUUCUUAUUAAAUUACCGCUUCUAGUUCUA